AUGAAGUAUAUCAUCGAACAUAUGGAGCAGGGCUUCAGCGAAUGGGUGACUUUGGAAUACGCUCAAAUUAUCAGAGAUUUGGGAGCCUCGAACCUGAUUCUGUCAUCUUUGCCAGAGGGAACACAAGAGUCAGAUAUCCCUGCAAAAUUGGUCCGUAUGGGUUUGCAAUGGACCACUAGACCUCUUGUCGAGAUUCACGAGGCCUUUCCUGACUUGCCAAGACUAAGAGAAAAACGCGUCUGUUUGUUGGACCCCCGUGCCAAAGGAGACCUUAAGCCUCAAGAUGCAUACGAAUUCGACUACUUCGUUUUUGGUGGGAUCCUGGGCGAUCACCCUCCAAGAGACCGUACCACUGAGCUUUAUAAGUCGUAUCCAGACCUGUUGGUCGGAAAGAGACUGGGCGAUAAACAGAUGACCACUGACACGGCUAUCAGAACCACACAGUUGAUCGUGGAACGCCAGUUGGCGUUCGAAGAAAUCAAGUUUAUCGACUAUCCGGAAUUCAGAUUUAACAAAAACGAGGCCACUGAGAUGCCGUUCAGAUACGUCCUCGACGCCGACCAGAAGCCAAUUCUGCCCGAGGGAAUGUUGGAUCUUAUCAAGAAGGACUCCGAACAGAGUCUCGAUGACCUGCUCUGA
Molecule: messenger RNA, 639 nt
Organism: Lachancea meyersii CBS 8951
Lineage: Eukaryota; Fungi; Ascomycota; Saccharomycetes; Saccharomycetales; Saccharomycetaceae
Source: the annotation of a GenBank genome assembly